AUGUACCUCUCCGACAUCGCGAGCGAGUCCUACCACACCUCUGCUCGCUCCCGAGAUUACGACAUCCACGGUGUGCCCUUCUCACCCUCUCUCACCUCCAAACGGCGCGACCGCCCCCGCUUGCGCCACCCCAGUGAAGACGCCGCGGACGCCCCCCUUACCCUCCACACCCACUCGCCCCGGCCGCCCACGACGCUCACGAUCCCGCUCGACGACAACUUCGACGCUACACGACCGAGGUCCCGACCGAAGGACUACGUCCCCGACCGCGAGGAGUCCGUCAGCGGCUACCGCAACUACGUCUCCGAGAUGGAGCGCAUGAUCGCGGCGGGCACCGGCCAGCGCGACACCGUCGCGCGCGCGCAGGAGCGCCAGUACCAGCUCCAGGGCCCCGGCCAGCGCGCGCGCGGCCACCACCCGCCCCCGUCGCCGCCCCUGCACCGGCUCAAGCGCAGCACGAGCACGAGCGUCGCGGACUCGGGCGCCCUCCGCGCGGACGAGAACGACGGCAGGCGGGCGCGGGGCGGGUGGGGCGCGGCGGACAAGCGACGGGCCGCGAGCGGGGGCGGGAGCGGGGCGUUCUCCCCGCUGAGCAGGCAGGCGCCGUACGCGCCGACGUCGCUCCCGUCUCCGCCGGAGAACGCGCGGCGGGUGAGCGGGACGCGGGGCCACGUCGAGCUCGUCGAGCAGCGCGUUAUCGAGGACUCGCCCGCGCGCACGAUCACGCUCUGGCGCGAGCGGGUUGCGCAGAGCUCUGUGGACGGGAGCGUGCUCGGAGCUAUGGACGUGGACGAGCGCGGCGAGACGGAGAGCCACGCGCACUAUCGGGAUGGCGGUGGCGGUGGAGGGUAUGCGAACGGGACCGCGACCGGGGUCGGGACGGGGAGCAUCAACGGCCAUCGCGGCGGCGGACACAGGCGGGCGCCGUCAGGCUCCCAACACCCCGACGCACGUCUCCGCCGGGUCGUGAGCGAGCACGCCCGAUACGGGAGCUCUCUGGACGGCAGCCGAACGCGCAACACCAGCGUGCGGGACCCGGAGGGUGGGAAGACCCGCCGCGCGUCGUACGAGCGCAGCGAGUACAUGAUUUCGUACCGCGAGGCGAUGGACAUGGACGGCGCCCCACACUUCGUCCCCCGCUCCUCCGACGCAGGCGGCUUCGCCUCCCCCACGCACGCCUCGGCGCCGAGCCCCGUCGCCUCCCGAGCCCCUCCCUCCCCGCAGGCGCGCCGUCACAAGCCGCAGCGGUCGCUUGACAGCAGGAACGAGCGGGAGCGGGACGAGCUCGUCGGGCCCGUGCCCCGUCCCCGCGCCGCGGUCGCCGGUCGCGCCGCGCCAGGGCUCGCUGCGCGCGAGCAGCCAUGGACAGGCUAUAAGGACGUCGAUGUGGAGAUGGGAGGGGGCGGGAGCCCGCUGCGCGCGUCCUCGACGUCGGUCGAGCUCAUGCUCGCGUCGUGCGACCCGCCGCUGCUGCACAUCGCCCCCGUGCUGGGCGAGCUCGGGAUCCUGCGCGUCGACCACCUCCGUGCGGUGGCGAGGCUGAGCGAGGAGACGCGGGACCGCGAGGUCAAGGAGGAGGCGCUGCGUCGGGGAGUCACUGUGGUCGAGUGGGCGAUCUUCAUUGAUCGGCUGCAGAGUUUGUAG
Messenger RNA from Epithele typhae, 1644 nucleotides. RefSeq lists its product as uncharacterized. Lineage: Eukaryota; Fungi; Basidiomycota; Agaricomycetes; Polyporales; Epitheliaceae. The record is from RefSeq and is a predicted model, not a curated record. The transcript has 4 exons. The coding region runs from base 1 to 1644 and encodes 547 amino acids.